This is a messenger RNA of Echinostoma caproni, 780 nucleotides long. The record is from the annotation of a GenBank genome assembly. Lineage: Eukaryota; Metazoa; Platyhelminthes; Trematoda; Plagiorchiida; Echinostomatidae.
AUGGUACCGUGGAAAGUGGCUUCCGGCAUGGAAAUGUGCAAUGUGAACAUGUCCGGAUUGCAAACACGCACAGAAACCGUGGAAAACCCGGAUGAUAUGGACUAUCCGGACGGGCAGCCCAAAACUAAAGAGGUGUUCAUUCAUUCCAAAUGCAUUCCUUCAUUGGGCACAACUGGUUAUCGAUGUCAAUGUCAGCCCCCGUUCACCGAGGACACCUCACAUCCGAUGCCCAAUUGUUUAAAACGAACCGGACCGUGUGACGAUCGAUUGUGUUUGCACGGCACUUGUGUGGCCUCGGCAGAGUCCAAUUCGACCAGUAUUUGUGUGUGCAAUCCGGGCUAUGAUGGACCACAGUGUGAACGUCGAGCUGAUCAUUGGAGCGUGUGGUCCGAAUGUUUACCGAUUUGUGGCACAAAUCGUACACGGACACGACGACGUUCAGCCACGAUACGGGAUCCGUCCAUUUGGGAACCCAGUUUCGACGAGUUGGCAUCCAUACCGAACAAAAUGACCGAUUCGGAAUUACACUCCUAUCCGGGUGAAUUGAUUCAGGUAAGGGGGUUGGACAGGGGCAGAUCGAUAUCAGCGAAGGCUGAGGGUGUCGAUAAUCACGCAAAUGAAUCUGACACAAUGUCCGAUUAUCUUCUGAUGCAUCGAAGAAUUACUUUUCAGUUGGAAUAUGCUAGUCCAACCGAGUUCACACAGGUGACUCAUCUAUUGUCAACCAUAAAAAACGAGGUCAUAGUGCAGCUGCCUGACUCGUUCAGCUCUCACCAUUAG